This is a messenger RNA of Loxodonta africana (African savanna elephant), 1896 nucleotides long. RefSeq names its product olfactory receptor 11G2-like. NCBI's taxonomy places the organism in Eukaryota, Metazoa, Chordata, Mammalia, Proboscidea, Elephantidae. Gene Ontology annotation, biological process: G protein-coupled receptor signaling pathway. Gene Ontology annotation, molecular function: olfactory receptor activity; G protein-coupled receptor activity. The transcript has a single exon. The record is from RefSeq and is a predicted model, not a curated record. The coding region runs from base 305 to 1258 and encodes 317 amino acids. Gene Ontology annotation, cellular component: membrane.
GUUUCCAAGGAGUGGCUGGGUGGAUUCUAACUACUGAUCUUUUGGUUAGUGGCCAAACUCUUAACCACUGCACCACCAGUGCUCCAUCUCUUAGUACAGUGCCUGGCAAUAUUAUAUGCUCAAUAAAUGUUUAUUGAAUAAAUGAGGAGGGAAAGGAGAUGAAGAGGAAAGAGUGGCCAACCCUAAUGAUGUCACAAAGCCAAACUGAGGAGAAGAAACACAUAUUUCUUCACUGGGAAGAAGAAAAGUAGUGUAAAUAUUUCUGUGGUUCUUACUAUCCCUGCCACCUUCACAGGUCAGACCAAUGAGGAUCCUGAAGACCAGUAAUAUCUCUGGGUCUGUGAAUGAGUUCAUCCUCCUGGGCUUCCCCUGCCGCAGAGAGAUUCAGAUCCUCCUCUUUGUGCUCUUCUCCCUCAUCUACCUCCUGACCCUCAUGGGGAACUUGUCUAUCAUCUGUGCAGUGUGGUCAAGCAGGAAACUCCACACACCCAUGUACAUCCUCCUGGUCAACUUCUCCUUCCUGGAGAUCUGCUAUGUCAGUUCUGAUGUGCCCAAAUUGUUGGCCACCAUCAUCUCCCAGACCAAGAGCAUCUCCUAUGCUGGCUGCCUGCUCCAGUUCUACUUCUUCUUCUCCAUGUGUGCUGCUGAGAGUUUAUUCCUAUCGGUGAUGUCUUUUGAUCGAUUUCUUGCUAUUUGUAGACCUUUGCACUAUCGCACCAUAAUGACCAAUCAUCUAUGUGUCCAGUUAGUGGUUUUCUGCUGGACAGGUGGCUUUCUCUGGCUAUUGACCCCUUUGUCCCUAAUAUCUCAGGUGCCCUUCUGUGGUCCAAACACCAUUGACCAUUUUCUCUGUGAUCUGGCACCCUUACUGGCAUUGUCCUGUGCUCUAGUAUCUGGAACUACUCUGACCUGUGGUAUUACUAGCUCUCUCAUUGUCUUUCUCACCUUCCUGUACAUCCUUGGCACUUACUUCUGUGUCCUCAGAGUGGUGUUGCAGGUGUCCUCAGGCUCGGGGAGGCAUAAGGCUUUCUCUACUUGUGCCUCCCACCUUGCUGUGGUGUCCUUGUUCUAUGGCUCAGUCAUGGUGAUGUAUGUUAGCCCAGGUUCUGGGGACCAUCCUGGGAUGCAGAAAUUUGUGACCUUGUUCUAUGCUUUGGCAACUCCAUUCUUCAAUCCCCUGAUCUAUAACUUUCAGAACAAGGGUAUGAAGGAGGCAUUAAAGAACAUUUUGUGUUUGUGUUUUGUGGGAAAUUUCUGAAGGAUUCAAAAAUUGAGUUUAAUAUAACACAUCAUUGAUGUUUAGAAAGGUGAAAGAUCAUGAGACAAAUGAGAUCAUGUUGUUUUCCUUCAUUUUAAUCCAUUUUCAUUCAUUGGGAAGAUGGCUUUGAAGAAUUCAUUAGGCUCAUGAUUUAGUUUUAGGAAGCUAUUUUUAUUAUGUUCCAGAUAUAUCUGGAAUUAGAUAGAAUUCUGUAUUUGAAAUCCAAUUUAAUAAAUUUUCAUAUUUUUCUCUAUAACUGAAAUUCUGACUAUUCUUUUGGUUUUCAUUAGAUACUGCUUGGUGUAUCUCAACAUCCUAAAAUUCUGUCUUUAUCAAAGCAAAUUGUUCCUUUUCAGAGCAUAGCAACUAGUGAAUGUAUUGCAAAUAUGCAAAUAGUUUACCAAUAAUCCUUCAGAUUGAAAAAAAUACUCUAAAUAUCAUGAACAAUUUUUAGCAGUACUGUAACCUGACCCUACAAAUGCCAGUAAAUUUCCAUUAGUCCUUAAACUAGUCAAAGCCAAAUUUGGCCCAUUCUGCAUGCUCUGUAGGGCCAGCUAUGGCCACUAAUUGACCUCAGCAGAGGUUGCAGCAACUGGUGGAAUGAAUCAGAAGAAAAAUCAUCACCUGGACCCUAUUCC